Ogataea parapolymorpha DL-1 is the source of this 693-nucleotide messenger RNA. RefSeq names its product V-type proton ATPase subunit E. Gene Ontology annotation, molecular function: proton-transporting ATPase activity, rotational mechanism. Gene Ontology annotation, biological process: proton transmembrane transport. Gene Ontology annotation, cellular component: proton-transporting two-sector ATPase complex, catalytic domain. The record is from RefSeq and is a predicted model, not a curated record. The coding region runs from base 1 to 693 and encodes 230 amino acids. The transcript is spliced from 2 exons. Lineage: Eukaryota; Fungi; Ascomycota; Pichiomycetes; Pichiales; Pichiaceae.
AUGUCGUCCACCCGUGCACUUACAGAGGAUCAGGUUCAAGGUGAGCUCCUAAAGAUGGAAGCAUUCAUCACCAAGGAAGCUGAAGAAAAGGCAAAGGAGAUCAAGUUGAAGGCCGACGAGGAGUACGAGAUUGAAAAGGCGUCGAUUGUGCGGUCAGAAAUCAACGCCAUUGACUCCCAAUACGAAUCUAAAUUUAAAAAAGCGUCCCUGGCACAGCAAAUCACCAAAUCCACCAUUGCCAACAAAACGAGACUCAAGAUCCUCGCGACCAAGGAAGAGGCCUUGGACACUAUUUUCAAGGAGGCCGAGAUUGCGCUCGUUAAGCUGUCGCACGAUUCCAGCAAAUAUGGGAACAUUUUGAAAUUACUCAUCGAGGAAGGAUUAUAUGCACUUAUGGAGCCAAAGGUCACCGUGAGGGUGAGAAAGUCGGACGUUGAGCUGGCCAAAAAGGUCAGCGAAGAGGCGGCAAAGGACUUCAAAGAGAAGGACAACAUCGAUGUCUCCAUUUCCAUCGACGAAUCGUCGUACUUGAACGACGACUCUGCUGGUGGCUGCAUCAUCAUAAACGGAACGGGAAAGAUUGAGGUCAACAACACACUCGAGGAAAGACUUGCCUUGCUAUCGAAGACCGCACUUCCGGCCCUCAGACUCGAGCUAUUCGGUGUCUCUCCUAGCAGAAAGUUCUUCGAUUGA